AAAAACAAAGUGAACCUGGAGCACAUCGAGUCGCGGUCCUCCCACCGCAGCGACGAGUACGAAUUCAUUCUGGAGAUCAGCACCGAGUCGCCCAACGUCAGCAAAGCGCUGGAGGAGCUGCGAGAGAAGUCCACCUACUUCCAGAUCGUCUCCAGAAACUACAAGAACAAUGCCGCGGCGGGCGUGGUGCCCUGGUAUCCGCAGAAGAUCUCCGACCUCGACAAGUUCGCGGACCAGAUCCUGUCCUACGGCAGUGAGCUCGACUCGGACCACCCCGGCUUCACCGACGUCGAGUACAGGAAGCGGCGCAAGGAGUUCGCCGACAUCGCUUACAACUACAAACACGGCACGCCCAUACCGCGCGUCGAGUACAGCAAGGAUGACGUCGAUACGUGGGGCAAAGUGUUCCGCCGACUCACCGAGCUGUACCCCACGCACGCCUGCAAGGAGCAUAACCGGGCCUUCCCGCUGCUGAUCGAGCACUGCGGUUACCGGGAGGACAACAUCCCCCAGCUGGAGGACAUCUCAACGUUCCUUAAAAGCAGCACGGGCUUCACCCUGCGUCCCGUGGCCGGCCUGCUGUCGUCGCGCGACUUCCUGGCGGGCCUGGCGUUCCGCGUGUUCCACUCGACCCAGUACAUCCGGCAUCCAAGCCGGCCGUUCUACACGCCUGAGCCGGACGUGUGUCACGAGGUGCUGGGUCACGUGCCGCUGCUGGCCGACCCGAGCUUCGCCCGCUUCAGUCAGGAGAUCGGCCUGGCCUCGCUCGGCGCACCAGACGAAUACGUGGAGAAGCUGGCCACGUGCUACUGGUUCACGGUCGAGUUCGGCCUGUGCCGGCAAGACAACGAGCUGAAGGCGUACGGCGCCGGUCUGCUCUCGUCGUUUCGGCGAGCUCGAGUACCUGUUCUCUCCGACAAGCCGGACGUGCGCGAGUUGCCCGAGAAGACGGGCGUGCAGAAGUACCCCAUCACUGAGUACCAGCCCGUGUACUACGGCGACAGCUUCGAGGAGGACGCCAAGGACAAGAUGAUGUGA
This is a messenger RNA of Pollicipes pollicipes, 1038 nucleotides long. RefSeq names its product protein henna-like. Gene Ontology annotation, biological process: L-tyrosine biosynthetic process. Gene Ontology annotation, molecular function: phenylalanine 4-monooxygenase activity; iron ion binding. Lineage: Eukaryota; Metazoa; Arthropoda; Thecostraca; Pollicipedomorpha; Pollicipedidae. The record is from RefSeq and is a predicted model, not a curated record.